AUGUCAGAAAGACCAAAACGAGCAGUUCGUAAACCUGCACGAUUGUUAGAUGAGGUCGCGAACUCUACUCCUCCAAGAACCAAGCGGAAAGCUCAACAACUCGCCAUAGAUGACAAUGCUCUAGAUGCAUUGUUGACAAAUCCCAAGAGUACUUUGACAAGCAUGGAUAUUUCAGAUCUCAUCAAUGCUAAUACAUGGGCAUUUCUCUCUGAUGCAUCGAAAGCUCAUUUGGCAAAGCUUCUUCCACCAACCGCAUUUUCUGACUACCAAAGGACCAUCGACCCAGAUCAUCCUUCUUCAAGUAGGAAAGACGUAGACCCAAAUGCCAUGGUUAUUGACAUCCCACAAGACCCGCUAAGCAGCUAUGAAGCGGAUCGGGUGCUCCCCUCUGUGUUCACAGAUCCGCAUUUCCUAGCUGCCGCACACACAUUCCAAGACCACUUGUAUUCUGGUUGGUUGAAGGAUGACUUCAAAGCCAAGGUAGCUAAAUAUGAGGAGGGUAUCAGGAAUGGGACUCUGGCUGCUCCUUGGAAGGAUCAGGAAUGGGAAAAGGAACAUGCCAUGCUCGAGAACGACGCGUUGACAUCAUCCAAGCCCCGCAGUACUGGCCCGGGCGGAGCUAUUAAAGCAGGGAUAUACGAUCUUGCUAAGAACACUGUCAUUCAAGUGGGAGACAUCAUUUCGUACAAACGGAAUUUCACUAUGCUCGAUGUUACAGUGGAGAAAGACGUGCUGGUUCAAUCCCUGAACACACGAGCGCGUUCGUUGACUGUUUUGCUGGAGUCUGGGCCUACGCAACAUCUACCGUCAUAUCUCCUCAUGCCUGAUGCUCCGGAUCCAGUGCCUCCCACACAAAGUAUGGAGAUCACGUCACCGACAAUGCUCGAGACUGGAAUCCUUGAUCUUGACGGCCGAGUUGAACGAGGUAAAAGGCCAAAUGGAAAUGCUUGGAAGGUCCUUACCGUAUAUCGCUGGAGGGAGGAUGGUGUAUCAUCAAUGGAUGAUAACAGGGGAGGACAGGAGAGUCAUGGCACCCUGCACUAUCUUAGAAACAGUCAUUUUUCAGAUUUAUAA
Molecule: messenger RNA, 1074 nt
Organism: Lentinula edodes (shiitake mushroom)
Lineage: Eukaryota; Fungi; Basidiomycota; Agaricomycetes; Agaricales; Omphalotaceae
Product: Asx homology domain-containing protein
Exons: 4
Coding region: 1-1074 (357 amino acids)
Source: RefSeq, a predicted model, not a curated record